Molecule: messenger RNA, 974 nt
Organism: Xyrichtys novacula (pearly razorfish)
Lineage: Eukaryota; Metazoa; Chordata; Actinopteri; Labriformes; Labridae
Source: the annotation of a GenBank genome assembly
AUGAGUGAUUUCCCUCCCCUGGCUGCUCCUCCGCCGUCCCGUUUAUCCCAUGGGUCUCGCAGGUCUCCACCAGUUCAACAGUGUCGCUCCAUACCGUGCUUUACACCAGCGCCUGGUAGGACCCGUCUCCCUCCUAUCCCAACCACCUCUCCGUUGAAACCACCUUCACCAGCUGCUCAUCAGCGCUCUGCUCCCCCGCCUCGCUCCUCCUCCGACGGCCGCCCUGAGAAGCUAGCUGAGCAGCGCUCAGGUCUUCCGCCUCGCUUCUCUGUCAGAGGGCAUCCAGCGACAAAAGCUACCAAAGCUGCUGAGGUCAAUGACUCCACCGACCCAGUGCUGGUUGUUGAGUCGUCUAUGGUCCGUCAUGUCCGCAUUAACAAAUGCCGCACUUCAUGUCACUCAGGUGCACUCGUUAGUGAUGUCCGUCUUACGUCACCUACGUCACAGCCCAUCUGUUUUCACAGUAGUAAUACAUGCAGGCUCAAAUGACUUAAAGCUGGAGCUGUCUGAGAAACUGAAAGUGGACUUUAUCUCCCUCAUUGACAGUGUUUUAAACUCAAACAAACAGUGCAUCAUCUCAGGCCCAAUACCAUCCCCCCGCUUUGGAGAUGUGAAAAAUAGUCGUCUCAGACAACUACACAUCUGGCUCAAGAACCACUGCUGUAACAGACACAUCCCUUAUGUGGACAAUUUCACCACCUUCAUUAAAAGACCUGAUCUAUUUAAGCACGACUGCCUCCAUCCAAACUACAUUGAUCUCGUCUGUUAUCAACAAACAUUGAACUUACUCUACACUCCUGCAAAGCCUUCAUCCCGUGACAAUCCCAUUCGAUACCGCUGAUGGCCAGGCCUCAACCACCGCCAGCCGGGCUCCAACCACAGCCAGCUGGGCCUCAACCACCACCAGCCGCAUCAACAACAACAACAACAACGACAACAGCAGCAUCCAGGCCACCGCUGAACAGGAUGAAUAG